AUGAGUGCUGACACUGUCUGCAGGGCAGAGCUGGACUCGGAGCACAAUGGUGAGCUGGCCGACCUGGUGGCUGCCAUGAACAUGGCUGGUAACCGCAUGACUCCGCCCAACGGCAUCAGGGCCGGUGCUCCGAGGCCCAGCAGCUCUCAAAGACUUCGGCUCUCGGACAGGAAGCUGUCUCUGCAGGAGCGAGGGUCCCGCAUUGCCCGGCAGCCCACCAUUGAGACCAAACGUGUGUCCAUCACAGAUGCUGAUGACUGUGUCCAGCUCAACCAGUACAAGCUAAAGAAUGAGAUUGGAAAGGGUUCAUAUGGAGUGGUGAAGUUAGCUUAUGAUGAAGAUUCUGAACAAUACUACGCGAUGAAGGUCGUUUCAAAGAAGAAGCUGAUGAGGCUGUGUGGAUUUCUGCGCCGCCUGCCUCCUCCGGGAUCAAACUCACAGGAUCCGUUCCCUAAAGCUGCGUUGCAUCUGGAGAAAGUGUACAAAGAGAUCGCCAUCCUGAAGAAACUGGACCAUCAUAAUGUUGUUAAACUGGUGGAGGUGCUUGAUGAUCCUGAUGAAGAUGGACUUCAUAUGGCCUUCGAGUUGGUGACUAAAGGCCCGGUGAUGGAGGUGCCUACAGACGACCCGUUCACAGAGGAGCAGGCUCGCUUUUACUUCAGAGACAUCGUCCUGGGAAUAGAGUACUUGCAUUAUCACAAGAUCAUCCACAGAGACAUCAAACCCUCCAACCUGCUGCUGGGAGACGACGGUCAUAUAAAGAUCGCAGACUUUGGUGUGAGCAAUGAAUUUGAGGGGGCGGAUGCCCUCCUGUCCAGCACGGCGGGGACCCCGGCCUUCAUGGCCCCUGAGAUGAUGACCGAACACGAGCAGAGCUUCAGUGGAAAGGCAUUAGACGUGUGGGCGAUGGGGGUCACGCUGUACUGUUUUGUCUUUGGGAAGUGUCCUUUUUAUGACGAAUACAUCGUUUCCCUGCACAACAAAAUCAAGAACAAACCUGUGGACUUUCCAGAGACACCAUCGAUUAGUAGUGAACUGAAGGAGCUCAUUGAACGGAUGCUGGAUAAAAACCCUGAAACAAGAAUCACCAUCCCUGAAAUUAAGCUUCAUCCGUGGGUGACAGAGGACGGCUCGAAUCCUCUCCCCCUGGAGGAAGAGCACUGUACGGCGUUGGAAGUCACUGAGGAGGAGGUGCAGAACAGCGUCAAGCUCAUCCCCAAGCUUUCUGCUGUGAUUGUGGUGAAGUCCAUGCUGAGGAAGCGCUCUUUCAGUAAUCCCUUUGAGUGUCACGGCAGACGGGCAGAAAGGUCCAUGUCUGCCCCUGGAGGUCUUCUUACGUAA
Messenger RNA from Paralichthys olivaceus (Japanese flounder), 1341 nucleotides. The record is from RefSeq and is a predicted model, not a curated record. NCBI's taxonomy places the organism in Eukaryota, Metazoa, Chordata, Actinopteri, Pleuronectiformes, Paralichthyidae.